GCGCGGUGGCGGAGUCCACUUUGGAUUUAAUUCAAACACUCUUGUGGAGCGCGCAACGGGAAAUACAAGACGCAGAAAAAGAGCGUCAAAGAAAGCUUGCGUUUUUCAGAUCGCUCGCACCAGAGCUAUCAUUCUUCCAUCAUGGCGUCCGGCUCGCCCCGGUCGCGCAUUGAUCAGUUUUUUGCUUCGAAGAAAAGGAAAUCCGUGUCUCCCUGUUUGAAGCAUGAGAGAAAGGAAAAGAUUGUGAAAAACCUAGACGGGUCUCCUAGUGCCAAAGGCACCUUGGACAGCUACUUGGUGACUUCACAAGGCGAUAAUAACUCGGAUAAGCCUUCGUAUGCUGGUCAUGAUGCAUUAGCUCCGCAAGAUUCGGUAAAAAGAAAUUUGUCAUUAGAGAUUGAUAAGUCUAGGAAGGAUGAUUGUAAAAGGCUGCUUUCGUCAUUUCAAUCUCAAGCUGCUGAAGAGUUGGAACCAAAUCAGAAGGAAACAUCAGGAGAAUUACUUGAAGUAGUUGGUGUUGCAGUUGGACAUUCUGGAAAGGGUAGCAGCUCAGAUUUGGUGCAAGGUGCAGAAAACUCAGAAUUAAAGAAGUUUAAAACUGACUUUUUGUCUCUGUACUGUAGUGAUCUUCAAUCAAAUGUGGAUUCGCACUCAGAGUUAAAAGUGAAUGACCACAAGAGACAAGCUAGCCCAUUAUUGAUUGAUAACUCUAAAAAGAGGCAUUGCAUUACCAACCAGUCACAUUUAGAAUGCAAAACCACUUGCUCUGAUGAGAAAAAUUCUCAAGACAUUCAUUCCACUGUUUGUAAAACUGCGGUUACUACUGGGAAUGAGUCGAAUGACUUGAUUCCGUUUCAGCCAACUUUAAAGAAAUGCAGUAAUAUCUCUAAUUCAUCUCUAGACAUGAUUGAAGUCCAUACACCAGGUUCCUUGACUGCUAAAAUUUGUUUUCGUGAAACUCCUAAGUCAACACGGGGAAGCUCCAUAUUUUCUCCAGGAGAAGCAUUUUGGGAUGAAGCUAUUCAACUUGCUGAUGGCUUGUGUCAUCCAACAGUUAGCUUCUGUGCAAAAGCUGCUGAUGAAGUUGGUUUUGCAGAGAGCCGGUGUUAUAAAAAGAACUCUGACAAUUUGAUAGAAAAGAUAAAUGAAGGUGUAAGUAUCGCUCCCUCUACUAACUUACAAGGGUUGCUGGGAAGACAUGGAAAUGAAUUAGAAGAAAAGUCCCAUUUUCCUGUUAAGCAUUUUGAUUUCUUGUUUGAUGACAAAAAUUUGGAUGGAAGUACUGUACGUCAUGAUGUAAAGAUCUCUCAUGGAGGUGGUGUGUCAUCUGAGUCUGCCUCUGUUCCAAUUGAUCAUAGUUGUCCAAAAAAUGACAAUAAUUUGAACCAUCAUAAUACAUGUGAAAGGAAUAAAGAGAUAUGUGGAGAGCAAGAGAUGACUCCUGUUGUUGCGGUGGCUAAAAAGGGGAAUUUAUUGGGCAGGGAUGAUGAAAGCAUGAAGUGUGGUUCUCCAAUUGAUGGAAUUAAGAAGUCAAUUAGUAAUUCUGAAUGUGGUGAAGGUACUCCCUCAAGUGUUAUGCCAAGUAGAGAUUGGCUAGAUUUAAACAGUUGGUUGCCAUCUGAAAUAUGCAGCGUAUACAGAAGGAAAGGAAUUUCAAAACUGUAUCAAUGGCAGGUUGACUGCCUUCAGGUGGAAGGUGUAUUGCAGAGAAGAAAUCUUGUAUAUUGUGCAUCCACAAGUGCAGGUAAAAGUUUUGUCGCUGAAAUUUUAAUGCUGCGGCGGGUCUUAUCAUUUGGAAAGAUGGCACUACUUGUGCUUCCUUAUGUAUCAAUAUGUGCAGAAAAGGCAGAACACCUGGAGGUUCUUCUUGAACCACUUGGUAAGCAUGUUCGUAGUUAUUAUGGAAACCAAGGUGGUGGAACGCUUCCAAAAGACACUUCUGUAGCUGUCUGCACAAUAGAAAAGGCAAAUUCAUUAAUAAACAGACUGCUGGAGGAAGGUCGUCUAUCAGAACUUGGAAUUAUUGUGAUAGAUGAACUGCACAUGGUUGGUGAUCGAAGUCGGGGCUAUCUGUUGGAACUCAUGUUGACAAAACUUCGUUAUGCUGCUGGUGAAGGCAAUUCUGAAGGAAGCAGUGGUGAAAGUUCAGGUACAAGCAGUGGUAAACACGACCCUGCUCAUGGUCUGCAAAUUGUGGGGAUGAGUGCAACCAUGCCAAAUGUAGGAGCUGUUGCUGAUUGGCUUCAGGCUGCUUUGUACCAAACUGAUUUCCGUCCAGUGCCACUAGAAGAAUAUAUAAAGGUCGGUAAUACGAUAUAUAACAAGAAUAUGGAUAUUGUUAGGACAAUUUCCAAAGCUGCUGAUCUUGGUGGCAAAGAUCCAGAUCAUGUUGUGGAAUUGUGCAAUGAGGUUGUUCAAGAGGGUCACUCGGUGCUAAUAUUUUGCUCUAGUCGAAAAGGCUGUGAAUCAACUGCCAGACAUAUUUCAAAAUUCCUCAGAAGUUUUAUGGUUAGCUCUCAGAACAAUGACGCUGAAUAUGCUGAUAUUACUUCUGCCAUCGAUGCCUUAAGAAGGUGUCCUGUUGGAUUGGAUCCAGUAUUAGAAGAAACUCUGCCUUUUGGCAUUGCUUACCACCAUGCUGGACUGACGGUCGAGGAAAGAGAGGUUGUUGAAACCUGCUAUCGGAAAGGCCUCAUACGUGUUUUAACUGCUACAUCUACUUUAGCUGCUGGGGUAAAUUUGCCAGCUAGGAGGGUCAUUUUUCGUCAACCUAAAAUUGGUCGUGAUUUUAUUGAUGGGACAAGGUAUAGACAGAUGUCAGGCCGGGCUGGUCGUACUGGAAUAGAUACAAAGGGUGAAAGUGUUCUUAUUUGCAAACCAGAGGAGAUCAAAAGAAUUUCAGGUCUUCUUAAUGAAAGCUGUCCACCAUUGCAUUCUUGUUUGUCUGAAGACAUGAAUGGAAUGAUUCAUGCAAUCUUAGAAGUUGUAGCUGGGGGAAUUGUUCAAACUGCUAAAGAUAUUCAUCGAUAUGUAAGGUGUACCCUUCUGAAUUCUACAAAACCAUUCCAGGAUGUGGUGAAAUCAGCGCAGGAAUCUCUUCGAUGGUUGUGCCAUAGAAAAUUUCUCGAAUGGAAUGAAGAUACUAAGUUGUAUAGUACCACACCCCUAGGGCGUGCUUCUUUUGGCAGUUCUCUUUCCCCAGAAGAAUCACUUAUUGUAUUGGAUGAUCUUUCAAGGGCGAGAGAAGGCUUUGUCCUUGCAUCUGAUUUGCAUUUGGUUUACCUGGUAACACCCAUCAAUGUUGAUGUUGAACCAAAUUGGGAAUUGUACUACGAACGGUUCAUGGAAUUGUCUGCCCUUGACCAGUCUGUUGGAUAUCGUGUUGGAGUGGCAGAACCCUUUUUGAUGCGCAUGGCACAUGGUGCACCAAUACGCACUUCAAAGUUGAAAGAAAAUAUGUCAGGAUUGCGUAGCAAAUGUCAAAACCAACUGGGAAUCACAAACAAUACUUCACUUUCAGAUGAUCAAGCUCUUCGAGUGUGUAAACGCUUCUAUGUAUCUCUGAUCUUGUCAAGGCUAGUUCAGGAAGCACCUGUUCCUGAGGUUUGUGAUACUUUUAAAGUGGCCAGAGGGAUGGUGCAAGCCUUACAAGAGAAUGCUGGUAGGUUUGCAUCUAUGGUCUCUGUAUUUUGUGAGAGGCUUGGAUGGCAGGAUCUUGAAGGUCUGGUUGGCAAGUUUCAAAAUCGUGUUUCAUUUGGAGUGAGAGCAGAGAUUGUCGAGCUCACUACUAUUCCGUAUGUUAAGGGUUCUCGAGCUAGAGCUCUUUAUAAAGCUGGCAUGCGCACUCCUUUAUCAAUUGCUGAAGCAUCUAUUGCUGAGAUUGUCAAAGCUCUUUUUGAAACUUCUUCGUGGGCUGCAGAAGAACGUUCAGCUCAAAGACGGAUACAGCUGGGAGUGGCAAAGAAGAUCAAGAAUGGAGCACGCAAGAUGGUUCUUGAAAAGGCUGAAGAGGCAAGAAUUGCUGCCUUCGCAGCUUUCAAAUCACUUGGACUCAAUGUUCCACACUUUCCAGGACCAUCAACUGCUGUGGGAAAUUCCCCAUCCUUGUCAACUGCUGUGGGAAAUUCCUGUGAGCAAGGUGGUGCUACAUCUUCUGGAAAUGAUACGGGCAAUAGUGCUGAUAAUGUAGAGCACAUGGAACAUGCUACUAAGCCAUCUGUUGAAGAUAUUGUCCAGUCUGAUAAAGUAUUAUCUGUAAGUGAAGAGAAGACAACAAAGACAUCAGAUACUAGUGUUGUGGCUUUUGAAGUAAAUUCAAAUGCUGUCAUGCCUUGGAAGUUUGGUGCUGAUGAAUCUAUAGUCUUAACUGAACACCCUGAUAAAGUAUUAUCUGUAAGUGAAGAGAAGACAACAAAGACAUCAGAUACUAGUGUUGUGGCUUUUGAAGUAAAUUCAAAUGCUGUCAUGCCUCGGAAGUUUGGUGCUGAUGAAUCUAUAGUCUUAACUGAACACCCUGAUAAAGUAUUAUCUGUAAGUGAAGAGAAGACAACAAAGACAUCAGAUACUAGUGUUGUGGCUUUUGAAGUAAAUUCAAAUGCUGUCAUGCCUCGGAAGUUUCGUGCUGAUGAAUCUAUAGUCUUAACUGAACACCCUGUUACCCUUCAAACUGAGCUUGAAGCUACUGUUUCUCAUUCCAAAGAUGCUAAUUUGACACACUUAAUUAAGCCACAAGAACAAGGUGGUAGAAAUAUGAUAGGUAAUGAGGCCAUUGAUCCUCAACCAGGAGAGCGGCAGAGCAACAUUCAUUUAACUGGUGGCUUUAGGGUCAGUGCUAAUGAGAAAGGCCCUAUGCAUGCAACUAAUGUUCCUGGUGGAUUUGAUUCUUUUUUGGAUAUCUGGGAAAAUGCCUCAGAGUUCUAUUUUGAUGUCCAUUACAACAAAAGAUCUGAAGUGAAUUCUGUUGCCUCUUUUGAAGUACAUGGCAUAGCCAUCUGUUGGGACAAUUCAUCUGUGUAUUAUGUCAAUCUCCCUAAAGAUCUACAAUGGUCUGACAAAAGUAUAAAUGAUAGCGUGCAUAUGAAUGCAUCUGGUGAUAAAAAUAAUAUGUUUCCUGCUGGACAUUGGUUGGAGAUUGUAAGACAUAGAUGGGAGAGGAUAAGUAGGAUAAUGGGGAAAAAAGAUGUUAGAAAGUAUGCUUGGAAUUUGAAAGUUCAAAUUCAGGCACUUAAAUGUCCGGCAGUUUCAGUUCAGAAAUUUGGUUCCCAGAAACCUGAAGAGCUAAAUAGAGGGUUUGAAAUCAUAGACAGCUCAUUUGUGUUGUUGACCCCUAUUUGUGUAAACUAUGGAAUUGACAUGUGCAUUGUGGCAUGGAUUCUUUGGCCUGAUGAGGAGAGAAGCUCUAAUCCAAACCUGGAGAAGGAAGUAAAGAAAAGGUUAUCCAGUGAGGCUGCAACUGCUGCUAAUCAAAAUGGUAGGUGGAGGAAUCAGAUGCGCAGAGCUGCUCAUAAUGGUUGCUGUCGUCGAGUUGCACAAACACGUGCAUUAUGUUCUGUCCUCUGGAAGUUGAUUGUGUCUGAUGAACUCACUGAAGCACUUUUGAAUGUUGAAAUUCCUUUGGUUAACAUUCUUGCAGACAUGGAACUUUGUGGAAUUGGUGUUGAUAUGGAGGGAUGCCUCCAAGCACGAAAUUUGUUGGGGAAGAAGUUAAGAAAUCUUGAGAAGGAAGCUUAUAAGCUGGCAGGCAUGACGUUUUCAUUAUACACAGCAGCAGAUAUUGCCAAUGUACUGUAUGGACACUUAAAGCUGCCAAUACCAGAGACAGGCAACAAAGGGAAACACCAUCCUAGUACAGACAAGCAUUGUUUGGAUUUGUUAAGGCAUGAACAUCCAAUUAUCCCAGUUAUAAAAGAGCAUCGGACAUUGGCAAAGCUUUUAAACUGUACAUUGGGAUCAAUUUGCUCACUUGCUAAGCUCUCUGCUGGGACACACAAACACACUUUACAUGGUCAUUGGCUUCAAACGUCCACUGCAACUGGUCGGCUUUCGAUGGAGGAACCUAAUCUCCAGAAUGUUGAACAUAUGGUAGGCUUCCAAAUUAACAAGGAUAAAAAAGGAAAAGAAGCUGAUGCAGAUUGUUAUGAAAUUAAUGCUCGUGAUUACUUUGUCCCUACUCAGGACAACUGGUUACUUUUAACAGCUGAUUAUUCCCAGAUAGAACUGCGGCUGAUGGCUCAUUUCUCUAAAGAUUCUGCUCUAGUAGAACUUUUAAGCAAACCCAGUGGUGAUGUCUUCACCUUGAUAGCUUCAAGAUGGACUGGGUGUUCAGAAGAUUCUGUAGGUUCUGAUGAACGAGAUCAGACCAAAAGGUUGGUGUAUGGCAUUCUUUACGGAAUGGGUGCCAACACCCUGGCGGAGCAACUUGGUUGCAGUCCUGCUGAAGCUGGUGAAAAAAUUCGAAGCUUUAAGAGUUCUUUUCCUGGAGUUGCUAGUUGGCUUCAUGAAGUGGUUGCGGACUGCCGUGAGAAAGGUUAUGUGAAGACCAUAAAAGGAAGGAAACGGUUUUUGUCAAAAAUAAAAUUUGGAAAUGCUAAAGAAAAAUCUAAGGCUGAGAGACAAGCUGUGAACUCUAUUUGUCAGGGAUCUGCUGCUGACAUUAUUAAGAUUGCGAUGAUAAAUAUUUAUUCUGUAAUUGCCGAUGGAGUUGUGCCUGCUUCUCUUUCGUCACAUGCAGACAAGUUUAGCAUACUAAAGGGCUGCUGUCGGAUUUUAUUACAGGUACACGAUGAGUUAGUUUUGGAAGCGGAUCCCUCUGUAAUAAAGGAAGCUGCUUCAUUGUUACAGAUGAGCAUGGAGAAUGCUACUUCGCUUCUUGUACCUUUGCAUGUCAAACUGAAACUCGGAAGAAAAUGGGGUUCUAUGGAACCUUUCCAGGAAGAUAAGUUGUGAGAAAAAACUCCUCCCUUAUUCCAAAAUUUGAUCAGAAGAAACAAAUGUUUCAUAAUGUUGUUUCACACUCAGGGAAUUCAUUUCAAAUUGCUAAAAGUAGCCGAGGAAAGGAUUUUUGCAGUACCUCAUUGCAGAUUUUGGAGCAUGCAUACCAUUAUAAUGUUCAAAAGGGAAUGGUAGACAGGUGACAGACCUCCAUGGAAGAGUGCAGCUCAGAAGUCUGCCCUAUGCGUUGCCGUGCCAUGUCUUCUUUCUGGGCAAUACAGAGUUUUUUAUUUAGAUAAAGCAAUAUCUCUCGGGGGUUCCACUGACCUUGAAACAUUUGGUUCGGGUGUAGAGAGACUGUCAUGUCAAACUGACCUGAUGGACCAGUGAGUGACGUUCUGAAAAACGAUCCUUGAGUUUGUCCAGUUAGGGGCUGGCUGUUCUUCCAUGCUGUUAGCUCGCUCUAAUGUUGGGACCAGAGCAGCAUUGACAGCUGAGUUACUCGUAAGGAUGGAAUAAAGGACGGCAAUGGCAUUUCAUUUGAUUCGAGUUUGAUUCUAAAUGCAGCCUCACUUUCAAAGCACAUCCUCCCUUUUUCUCUCUUUUAAAAUAGGCAGUCCAUGAUGAACAAGAGAUCUCAUUGCUAAUAAACUGGUUGCAAUCCAAUUUGGUACUUCACUUUAUUCUUUUGUCCUCAGGGACGCUGUAAUAAUGCAAUGUAAUUUUUGUGGAUUUAAUUAUUAAAAUUAAAGCUGAUUCAUUUGCCAAAGGCAAUUACAUGGUA
Humulus lupulus (European hop) is the source of this 7714-nucleotide messenger RNA. Its product is annotated as helicase and polymerase-containing protein TEBICHI. Gene Ontology annotation, molecular function: DNA-directed DNA polymerase activity; ATP binding; DNA binding. Bases 142 to 6945 code for a protein of 2267 amino acids. The transcript has 27 exons. The record is from RefSeq and is a predicted model, not a curated record. NCBI's taxonomy places the organism in Eukaryota, Viridiplantae, Streptophyta, Magnoliopsida, Rosales, Cannabaceae. Gene Ontology annotation, biological process: DNA-templated DNA replication; double-strand break repair.